AAGCCAUUCGAGAUUAGCCAUUCAAAUUUUUAUUUCAUUCUAGCUGCCCGUAGUCCUCCUUCCUAUUUUCUCCCGAAAAGGUAAUGGUGGUGGUAAAAACCUGUGGUAGUUCAACAAAACACGUGACGGAUGUGUGACGGGGCGUGACGUACUUCUGAUCAGAUUUAUAACGACUUGGCGCCUGCGACUGGCCGAUAGUGGAUGACACAGCAACAAAUAUCUUAGAUUGUGAUUGGUCUUGCUGAUCACGCAUUUGACGUCACGGGGUGGUUCUCUUUACGAAGAAACAGGCCAAGUCGUGAAGGCAUCAGGAAAUAUCCACAUUUUUUAGUUUGUGUAUCAAAAUUUACCAUGGCGGACCCUGCGGAAGAAGUUCCAGCUGCAGUAGAUGAUGAAGAACCAGAAGAGACCCCUGGUUAUAAGGCACCAGCUCAAAAAACUCUGGAUGAAAUUAAAAAUUUAGACGCGGAUGAUGAAUCUCUGGUGAAGUACAAGGAGCAACUUCUUGGAGCUGCUGCCGCCGCCAGUGCUGGCGAUGAUGGCGGACCCAACGUGCGGGUUUUAAAGUUGACGGUGCUUGUCGAAGGUCGGGACGAUAUCGAACUCGAUCUUAGCGGAGACCUAGCCACUCUUAAAGACAAGCCUGUAACUUUCAAGGAGGGAACAAGUUAUAGACUUAAAAUAACGUUUAAGGUCGUGCGAGAAAUUGUGGCUGGUCUUAAAUUUCAUCAAGUGUUGUACAGGAAAGGAAUACGAGUUGUAAAGAACUCCUUAAUGGUGGGAAGUUAUGGCCCCAAAGCUGAACCUCACGAAUAUAUAACACCAGUUGACGAAGCUCCCAAAGGGAUGAUCGCUCGUGGUCAUUACACAGCAAAGAGCAAGUUUUUAGAUGAUGAUAAAAAUGUCCAUCUUGAAUGGGAAUGGUCAUUUGACAUCAAGAAAGACUGGGAAUAGCAUGCUUUUCACAAGUCAAGAUGUAGUUCAAUGUUUUUUGUGACUGUACUGUAGAAGGCCAAUCUUUUAGGUUGGAUUGCAAAGCUCUGCAAAGUCACCAAGGUGAUAAUGUUUGAGUAACAGUAACAACGAAAAAAUAUUAAAUGACUGUAUAAAGCUGUUUUCAACUAUGUCGUGUAGCUUGCCCAUUCUCUGCUUGCUUCAGUGAAUCCAGUAGUGAUCAAAGUAAAAUUUCUCCCUCUAUUUUCAAUACUUCCCAAGGAUACAAGUAAUGUGAUUAAUAAAAAAUAAUAAAGUAAAUGACAUUGUCUUGAUGUAUUGCCAUAUUUUCAGAACAAACAUUAAACCUAUGGAAGAAUUAAUGUUUUAA
Orbicella faveolata is the source of this 1324-nucleotide messenger RNA. RefSeq names its product rho GDP-dissociation inhibitor 1-like. The record is from RefSeq and is a predicted model, not a curated record. Gene Ontology annotation, molecular function: protein binding; Rho GDP-dissociation inhibitor activity. Gene Ontology annotation, biological process: Rho protein signal transduction. NCBI's taxonomy places the organism in Eukaryota, Metazoa, Cnidaria, Anthozoa, Scleractinia, Merulinidae. Gene Ontology annotation, cellular component: cytosol; cytoplasm; membrane.